This is a messenger RNA of Sinocyclocheilus rhinocerous, 1662 nucleotides long. RefSeq lists its product as uncharacterized. The record is from RefSeq and is a predicted model, not a curated record. Gene Ontology annotation, biological process: negative regulation of T cell proliferation; cell surface receptor signaling pathway; cellular response to lipopolysaccharide. The transcript has 13 exons. The coding region runs from base 1 to 1662 and encodes 553 amino acids. Lineage: Eukaryota; Metazoa; Chordata; Actinopteri; Cypriniformes; Cyprinidae. Gene Ontology annotation, cellular component: external side of plasma membrane.
AUGUCCAGCCCUGGGGUCUAUGUGCCGGGGCUCAUCCCCGAACGGCCCCGGCCCAAUUUAAACCCUAUAUGGUUCUUAGUGAAAGGUCCUUCUGGUCCUCUGGUUGUUCCUCUGGGGUCUUCGGUGGUUUUACCUUGUUAUGUUGAUGAACCCUUACCUUUGAAAGGACUGAAGGUGAUUUGGGUACGAACCGAUGCCAAUACUUUAGUGCAUGUGUUCCAAGAUUAUGAGAGUCGACCAGAAGCCCAGUAUCAGGAUUAUCAUGAUAGAGCUCAUUUCUUCACUGAUAAAAUUAAACAUGGAAACUUCUCCCUCCGUCUGGAAAAUGUGAGAGCUGAAGAUAAGGGUUUCUACAGAUGUAAGGUUUACACCGAGCAGGAAUCUGAUGAAACUCUGGUUCAAAUUAAGUCAGUUGAGCAUCUGAUGGUAUCAGGGUCCAAUCAUCCCGUAUCUGCGUAUGUGGGUGAGGACGUCACUCUGAACUGCUCUGCAGACUCUCAUAUCCCACCUGAGGAGAUUGAUGAAGUUUCGUGGAGGAAAACAGACAAAAAUGAAAUCAUCCAGGUUCUGGUCUUUGAAAAGAAUCAAAUAAUUCCAGCAGAUGAGCGAUACAGACACAGAGUUGAUUUCUUCACUGCUGAAAUCCCCAAAGGAAACUUCUCUCUCAGACUGAAGAGUGUCAGAACUGAGGAUAAAGGAGUUUACAUGUGUCAAGUGUUUGCUGGAAAUUUUUCAGCCAACACAACUGCAGUACUGGAGCAACUGGGUUUCUCUGUUUUACACAUAAUUGUGUUGAUUCUCUGUAUUGCUGCAUCUGGAUCUGCACUGCUGCUGUCAGUUCUGUGGUAUCUACAACACAGAUCAUCAAACACAACUAAAGCCCUGUUUCUUCAGAUGUCUGUAGUCACUGUACCAAACCUUGUUAUGUUUUUUGCCUUUUUGUUCUGGGGUGUUAUUGAAGGAUUUCUGAGUGAGACGGUUGCCUGCUGCGCUCAUUAUUUUCUGAGGCCUCUUCUUCUCUUAUGGGCAGCCCCACAUUCAGAACAUUUCCCAGGCAGUCGUGAAACAGUUGUGCACUGCAUCGUUCAUCUACAAUAUUCCCUCUUUACAAAUGUUGUUUAUUCAGUUCUUUUUAAAUCUUUUUGGGAAAAAAGUCUGAGAUAUGACGAAUCUGACAGAGUCCUGAUAACAAUCCUCUUUGGGAUAAUGAUUCUGAUAUGCAUCGUCAAUAUCGUUUUCUUGUUGGCAGAACUCAUUAGAAAUAAAGACGACAGUAUGCGUGUUGUGUUAGACCUGGUGUCUGAUAUCGGUCAUGAUGUUCUGCCUCCAUUACAACUCAUCUUCCUGUUCUACGCUUUCGGAGCUGCCAGACGAGCACUUUUUGUUGUUGGAGUUUUCCCACUGUUCUUAGCUUUGACGAGAUAUAAUUGGAACAAAGCAUGUGUGGAAAAACUACAAUGUUUACCCUCGGUCAGGAGAGCAGCGUGGUUAAGUUUCAUGAUAGCAGUAAAUGCCAUAAUGGUCUAUUCUUACCUCAUAGCGCUGGAAAAAGAAAAAGAUUGUGUUGGAUGGGUCUGCGUAGCUGCUUUUCUUCAAGGUCUCUGGGGAAUAGUUGUCCUGAAGCACUCGUUUGAUGACCUGGAUGAUUUCAUCUUACAUUAA